Molecule: messenger RNA, 2201 nt
Organism: Xyrauchen texanus (razorback sucker)
Lineage: Eukaryota; Metazoa; Chordata; Actinopteri; Cypriniformes; Catostomidae
Product: endothelin receptor type B-like
Exons: 7
Coding region: 227-1492 (421 amino acids)
Biological process (GO): regulation of blood pressure; vasoconstriction; enteric nervous system development
Cellular component (GO): membrane
Molecular function (GO): endothelin receptor activity
Source: RefSeq, a predicted model, not a curated record
CUGGGGAGAGGCAAUGCCCCUCAGAGACCGAUUAAACACUUUUAGACUGAGGCACAUGCGGACAUUUAAUGGACUUUCAGGGGUCUUCGUUCAGAUUACUUUGCGACGGGUAAACAAAUGCGUUUUUCAACCUCUUCUUUAACUUUGUUGCUGUCUUUUUAAUCUUUUUAACAGCUUUUAAUGAAAAGUGUUCAAAACAAUAUUUAAUUACCGGUUCAUACAAACGAUGGAAACGAGACGUAUAGUUUAUUUGCUCGUUCUCCUGACGGCACACUUCGUGUCGAUAUGGGCACAAGAGAGGACUUCUGAUCAGAGGCAACUUUCCUCGGGACACAUGUCUCCAACCCUCAAAUCUGCCGUUGGGAAAGACAUCUUAUUGAAACGCAAUGUGUCCAUGACUCGACGGACAAGAGUGGUGCCGCCAAUGUGCGCCGGACCCACAGAAAUACGGGAUACUUUCAAGUAUAUUAACACGGUGGUUUCAUGCCUAGUCUUUGUGGUUGGGAUAAUCGGAAAUGCUACACUGCUCAGAAUCAUUUAUAAGAAUAAAUGCAUGCGGAACGGCCCUAAUAUCCUCAUCACCAGUCUUGCGCUCGGGGACCUGCUGCACAUCGUCAUUGACAUUCCCAUCAGCGUGUAUAAGCUUCUGGCUGAAGAUUGGCCAUUUGGUGUUGGACUUUGCAAACUGGUUCCCUUUAUACAGAAGGCAUCAGUUGGCAUCACAGUGCUGAGUUUGUGUGCACUGAGUAUAGACAGGUAUCGAGCAGUAGCAUCAUGGAACCGCAUCAAAGGCAUCGGUGUACCCAAAUGGACAGCCAUUAAAAUUAUUGUGAUAUGGGUGCUGUCCAUCCUACUUGCGGCACCAGAGGCCAUUGCCUUUGACAUGAUCACGAUGGACUACAAAGGAGAGCAUCUUAGGAUCUGCUUGCUCCAUCCCAUGCAGAAAACCAGGUUCAUGCAGUUUUAUAAGUCAGUCAAAGACUGGUGGCUUUUUAGUUUCUACUUCUGCUUACCGUUGGCCUGUACUGCCUUAUUCUACACUCUCAUGACCUGUGAAAUGCUCCGAAAGAAGAACGGGCUUAAAAUUGCACUGAAUGAUCAGUUGAAACAGAGGCGUGAGGUGGCUAAAACCGUGUUCUGUCUGGUGCUGGUGUUUUCACUGUGCUGGCUUCCACUUCACCUCAGUCGAAUUCUUAAGAUGACCACUUAUGAUGAAAAGGACCCCAACCGCUGCGAGCUCUUGAGCUUCCUCCUUGUUCUUGAUUAUAUUGGGAUCAACAUGGCAUCAGUGAACUCCUGCAUCAACCCAAUCGCAUUGUACAUGGUUAGCAAGCGAUUCAAGAACUGCUUCAGGUCCUGUCUGUGUUGCUGGUGCGUGACUCCUGACAUGUUAGCCAUGGAUGACAAGCAGUCCUGCGUGAAGCUGAGGGUGACGGAGCGAGGAUCUGAUCAAAGCAACAGUCAUGCCACAAACAAGUACACAUCAGCUUAAAACCCCCAAACUGAUCUGAGUACAGGCAUGAGCAGUCCGUUUACUGCAUUUAAAUGUUAAUAGUUAAAAUGCCAAAAAGUUGUAUUCUCCAAACGUUCAUAUUAGAGGAAUUGUGAUGAGACUACAUGUGGCGUAACACAGCUUAAUUUGCAUGACCAAAUGUUCAUUGAAUGGAAGCCUGCGCUUUCAGAAGUCCUCAUGAAUCCUCAUAACCAUCGCUGGGCUUGUGAGUGUAUGGAUUGAUCUUGCGCUAUAUUUCUGCUCAUUUUAAAGUCAACAAACUAUAUCCGAUUGCUCUUUUAAUACCAGACAAUACUAUGUACUAUUACUAAACGUUACACAUGAAAUAAGAGUUUAUAUCAUUGGGUGAUUUUCUGUGGAUCAGCUCCGUCUCUUUUAAGAUCGUGUAUUUGUCAAUGUUUGUCAAACUUGUACAUGCUUUCAAGAUUUUGCAAAUGCUGUUUGCAUUCAGAGGAUCAGGACAUUCUUGAGAACAGAGGGUCUUUAUACAAGUUAGAGGUAGUUUUAUGAUCACUUCCCACAUGCCCCAAGGCCUCAAACGCAUCAGAGAUAACUUAAUCAUGUGUGUGCUCAUGUGUGUGUGCUGUAGAAAUCUCCACACAUUGUUUCUAUUGUCCUUUCUGUAUUUCCUGGAAGCACACAUUAUUUUGUAUCUGUAAUGUAUGAAGCAUCUUAUUUGUAUUCUAUA